This is a messenger RNA of Setaria italica (foxtail millet), 3997 nucleotides long. RefSeq lists its product as uncharacterized. The record is from RefSeq and is a predicted model, not a curated record. Bases 174 to 3686 code for a protein of 1170 amino acids. NCBI's taxonomy places the organism in Eukaryota, Viridiplantae, Streptophyta, Magnoliopsida, Poales, Poaceae. The transcript is spliced from 3 exons.
AGUUUCAAAUUUGCUGCAUCGGUUUAUCCUCUCACGCUUGUUCAGUUUUUAAUCUCUCAAGAUUAUCUCAUCGCUAUAUCAACAGCCUCGUCAACUGCACUGCGAGUACGAUUCAUCGGAAACCAGCAGGUGGGAUUAAGCAUCAACACCUAACCAAAUAGAAUUGGCCAGAAAUGGAGGUGUCAAGAGUUUUCGAAUGUAUGGAUGACCUACUACAUAUCUCAUGGACCGACUAUGCUCCUGCGGAGUGGUUCGACUCUCAGUUUGAAGAAAGAAUGACGGAGUGGAUGAAGGAGCACCCGGUGAUAUGGAAUGGAGGAAUCGGACCGGCAGCUUCAUUCUUGCCGACCCUGACCAGGCUUCUAUUCAAGCACACCAAGGACGGAUAUGGGUCCUACAACCAUGUAAUAACUGCAAGGCUGUCACCUAUGGCUGCGAUAGAAGGCAGGAUCGCCUGCUAUCGGCGGGUGGCAUUGGAUGUACUCAUGGCAACGGCAAGAAGUCUCAACCUUGACGACGACGACCUUAAGGAGGUCAAUCAACUUGCUGCGGAAGAGAGCUACUACGGCUACGGCAUGGUCUCUGAUAUACUGGUGCAAAAGGCUUUCGGAGUGGAUUACCACCAUUGGAGUCAUGUACAACGGUUGUUAUUUGGAGUACUCCUUCCCCGUAGCAACAUUCGGUCCCGGAUACCUGGAAUGAUAAGGGAAAUGUUGCAGGGGAAGAGGCGUCUUCUGCUUGUUGAAAACCUGCAGGUCCCUGUUCCAAUGGAUGUGUUGUUUCUCAGUACAGAAUCUAUGCCAACAGCAUUCUUGUGGCCAAAUGGGUGGGUCAUCUCAACUACUUCCAAGGAUGUCUGCAACCAAAGCAGAGAACAUGGGCUUUCAUAUGAUUCUAGAUGGGGUCUGGAAUAUUACCAUACCCUUCAUUUUGAUGAUCUCCGAGGGCAAGAUUGGAUCACAUUGAUUAAAGAGGCCUUACAGGAUGCAGCCGGAUCAAUCCAUAGCAUGCUGAUCCAUGAGCAACAGGAAGACAAGUUUUGGCUCCACGUAGCUCAGAAGUGCCUGUAUUACGGCAUCCUCUACUGUCCAAUGCAAGGAGCUGCUGCUAGACAUGACAUAACCUCCGAUGAGCUGGUUCGCUGCUGGGUGGCUGAGGACCUGCUUUCUCCACAGGUGACCACCGGCAGAAACUACAGGUCUGCGUUAGAAGCAGGGAAAAUUGUAAUUCAAGCCUUGCAAGAAUAUUCGUUGCUGCCAAACCCGCCGUCAAACACUUGUUCAAGGGAGGAAGCUAGCUCCGGAUGGAGUGGUCCCUGGAGUUCAUGGUGGAGUUCACUGAAGUUCACUGCCAAACCCGCCGUCAAACACUUGUCCACUGGAGUUUCAGUGCUAGCAAUGGGUGUUCCGCGACUCAAGGAGGAGGAACUUUUCGAUCAUUGGUGGAGUAACAGACUGAGAUGGGUCUCAUUUAUGAAUGAUGAUGGUAGGCAUGUAAGUUGGGAUUGGAGGGAGAAUUGGCCGGUUAGUGCUAACUGGGACCGGAGCUUUCCAGGGGAAAGGAUUAGCACCCUUAUCCUAAGAGGUUGCUCAAACAUAUCAAGCUUUCCUUUUGAUAGAGUGUUAGACCACCACCUGCAUGUUCUUGAUCUGUCCUAUACACCCAUAAAUUCACUUCCACCAUCUCUCUCACGGCUAUCCAAUCUUCGCUUGUUCUCACUCAGAGGCUGCUCCAAGCUAGAGACUUUGUCUUCACCACAACAUACUUGUGAGGAAGAAACUCGACCUCUAUCCUAUUUGGGAAGCCUCGAAACCCUUGAUAUGAACGGGGUUCCCUUGCUCGAGCUAACCCAACAAGAUUGCAGCAACAAGAGCAAUCUGCACUUCCUUGAUCUGUCAGGUUCGAGAAUCACCAUUCUGCCUUCUGAAUUCUUCUCUGAAAUGUCAAGUCUUGAGGAGCUAAUGCUUGGUAAUCUCAAAGAACUGCCUCCCUCCCUGCCCCAACUGUCCAAUCUAUUGAUCCUUCAUCUGGAGGGGACUCAGAUUAUUUCUUUUCCAGAGGAUACAUUUGAAGCAAUGCAAAGGCUUCAUACACUCAAGCUCAUUGACAACAUGGCCCUCAUGUCACUCCCAACGUCACUAUCUAAAGCCAAUGGCCUCAGAGAGCUGCAUAUUAAUAAUUGCAAAAGAUUAAGGCUUCAAUUUCUCUGGGAACUAGUACCAGGCCUUGAAGAUCUUUACAUACAAACAUGGGAGGCCUUGGAAGAUAUCAAAAUCCAUGGGCACCCUAAUCUGAGAACCUUCUCAGUCUUUGGACCGUGGAUUAGGUGUCUGUCCUUGCGUGGGUGCAGCAAGCUCAAGAUUGUCAACGUCAGUGACGAUCUUACGGCCUUGGAGGAUGUUGAUCUUUCUGGAACAGCUAUUGAGGAGGUCCCUCAUAGCCUUCCAAAUCUGCCCCAACUCAGGAGGCUACUCCUUCUGAAUGUCCCUUGUUUUAAGAGAUUUCCUUGGCAUCGGUUGGUCCGUUUUCCGAAGGUUUUCUGUUUGGAUAACUGUUCAGAUGAUCACCUUUCGCAGAAGGAAACUGACAAUAUUGCUCAAAUCAAUAUAAAUGAUUCCAGGAUCUUUCAUAGCUUCAAUGAGGAUGCUGCCAACAAGUUAGUCAAGGAAGGACAGUUUUUUCAGUCUUUCAAUGUCCAGAUAAAACCUUGCAGCGUGAGAGGUAAGGAGCCACGGGACAAACCAUGUACUGUGAUUCAAAGACAAUUACCUUAUCUUGAUGUCAGUUGUUCUGAGGCUGCCACCAUUGUGCCCAUGAUGAAACUUCAGCCAAGAAGGCGCCAUUUUGAGAUAUCUACAAUGAAUCAGCACCCAAAUGGCUUAAGGAUUCUCUCUGUCACAAACUCACUAUUCAUUACAGACGAUGCUUCUAUCAGAUGCGUCAGUGACCUUAAUUGUAAUCUCAUGUCGCUAGAAGUAUGCCAGCUCCAACACUGCCACAAAAUGUCUGUUGUAUUCGGAAUGCAGUCUGAUCAGGCUUACGUAUGGGCUAAGGGUGGGCACGGGGCCAAUGUCUGGUCUAUCAGAGUGAUUUUAGUAUUUCCAGCCCUGGAGAUAUUGCAGGCCUCCAAUCUUAAUAACCUAGUAUGUUUUUUGGAGACCAGCGCUUUGGCAUAUAUUGAGCGCCGGCGCUGGAGCUGGACUGUGGAGCUGAAGCUGCUAAAACACAUUCACCUUGAGCACUGCCCUCGUCUAGAGAAAAUUUUCCCAUCCUGUUUGUCAUUACCUGCACUGGAAACUCUGGUCAUUCUCUUCUGCCCCAGCCUCAAGACAAUUUUCUACAAAAAAUAUGAAUAUGAGCUGGUAGCACGUUGUCCUCUUCCAAAUAUUGAAAGCAUCUACUUUCAGGAGCUACCACAACUGCAGCACAUCCAUGAGGAUGCCAUGUUCCGUUUAGCAACACCAAAGUGGGAGACUCUCUUUGUCCGUGGCUGCCAAUCACUUCGUCGCCUCCCAUUCCUGAGGGAACAUCCAAUGUCCAACGUGAAGGUCAGCGGAGAGCGUGACUGGUGGGACAGGCUGCAGCUGAGCCUGCCAGAGCAAGGCAAAUACUACCUGCAGGUUCCUCCACCACCGGAGUUCGCAUCCCGCAAGAAAAAAGUCAUCAUCAAAAGCUACCUUCGGUGAGUCUCUAUUUGCAGCAUGAGUGUGUCCUGCACUCUGUGCAAGUGUGUUGUGUGUUUCUUGUAAUAAUAAUAUUGCUUUCCAAAGGGACAUCAGACAUGUAAUGUUUGUGGGGGUUUGCUGUUUGUUUGGAUUUUGUUUUGUCCAUUCAACUACGAUCGUUGUGCUUUUAUGCAUGGCAAUGCAAGUUGGGUUGUCGUCAUGUAACAAGGCUUGUAUGUUUGCAUUGUGUGAGGUGAGGGUGAACUGAAAGCUGUUUGUGAUUUGCAACGGUUAAUGUACUCUGUCAGUGUAUCGUUGUACUUAUCUUGUGA